Molecule: messenger RNA, 1663 nt
Organism: Pseudovirgaria hyperparasitica
Lineage: Eukaryota; Fungi; Ascomycota; Dothideomycetes; Acrospermales; Acrospermaceae
Product: actin-related protein-like protein 6
Exons: 3
Coding region: 233-1561 (442 amino acids)
Cellular component (GO): Swr1 complex
Molecular function (GO): nucleosome binding
Source: RefSeq, a predicted model, not a curated record
CUCCCGUGGCAUCUUGGAAGCUGUUGUUCGAACGCAGUGAACCUACGCAAUAGAUGAUAGGACUCCCGGUUGCGUAAGCUAUCACGCGCGAGAGAAACGCGCUGUCCCGUGAUUUAGAGUCUUCUAAGUGGUUUUGCGCCACAUUUGCUGUGGCGGCAGAUAGGUUGUGCCCGCAUUUCACAUUUCAUUGAGCCCGUUGACGCCUCUGCUACAACUGCAUCACUCUCAAAUUAUGGCGCCUCGCCUGUCUAUAGUAAAUACACAAGCAGACCUCGCGGCAAAGACGUUCGUUCUCGACAAUGGCGCCUACACCAUCAAAGCUGGUUAUUCAAGCCCAGACCCAAAGCCAACAGACUGUUCCAUAAUACAAAAUACUAUCGCACACAGCGCACGCGACCGAGCGACAUACAUCGGCUCACAGCUAGAAAACUGCAAUGAUUUCGGCGAGCUCGCAUAUCGGAGGCCAGUACAGAAAGGCUUUGUCGUCAACUGGGAAGCCCAAAAGGCCAUCUGGGAGCAUUCGUUCUUCGACCAUAGCGCGAAGCUCAAGGUCGACCCAAAGGAUACAAACUUGAUCCUGACGGAAGCGCCCAACUGUAUGGAGGCACUGCAAAACAAUACCGAUGAGAUGGUAUUUGAGUACUUCCAGUUCGCCACUUAUCACCGAUGCCUGGCGGCAUCUCUGAAUGCCUACAAUGACAUCUCCUCGAUCUACACAAAUCAGUCUCCCACUCCCCCUGCCCCUCCUGUUGCGCCCAUUCAGUCGCUUCUGGUGGUCGACACCUCAUACUCACAUACCACCGUCAUCCCUCUACUCUCCUCCGCUCCACUUCAGUCCGCGAUUCGACGCCUUAGUCCGGGCGGUAAACUUCUUACAAAUUUCCUAAAGGAGCAAGCCUCUAUCCGCCACUUCAAUGUCAUCGAAGAAACACACCUGCUUAACGAUGCAAAAGAGGCAUCUGUAUACAUAUCUCACGAUUUCAGAAAAGAUAUGGAUCUUACAUGGGCAGGCGGUGCGAGAGACGAUGCUGCGACGCGGAGGUAUGACGAGACAACAACGCUGGACUUCGUGCUGCCAGACUACGAGACUGUGAAGAAGGGAUAUGUGAGACCGCAUGCACCGGCAGUUGCGCGAAGUAAAAUUGCGCUGCGCGAAGAUAUCCUCCCACUCUCCAAUGAGCGAUUCCGCACACCAGAGCUCAUAUUCAAUCCGACUGACACUGGAAUACCGGAAGCAGGGCUCCCGGAAGCUAUAGUACAAUCUCUAUCUGCUCUACCAGAAGGCCUACGGCCAGCGAUGUGUAGCAAUAUCAUUGUCGUAGGGGGAAACACGCUCAUAUCGGGGCUUGUUCAGCGAUUGAGCGAGGAGGUACGCACGCUGCUGCCAAGGGAGUACCCGGUGAGAGUAAGCCGCGCACCUGAUCCAAUUGUGUCGACUUGGCUGGGAGGGGCGAGAUUGGGUGCGGAUCGAGAGGCAUUGAGGGAUAAAGUUGUUACUAGGAAGGAAUAUGAGGAGAUGGGAGUGGGCUACUUGCAAAAGAGGUUCUCAGGAAGAGCCUAGAGAAGGAGAUACCAUACACCCGUUGUUUACAUAGAUACAUGGGCAACCAUAGUAUAAACAUUAAGGAUAAAAAUUCAUCCGGCAAGGCGAUUAAGCCUGAAC